Messenger RNA from Didymodactylos carnosus, 678 nucleotides. NCBI's taxonomy places the organism in Eukaryota, Metazoa, Rotifera, Eurotatoria, Philodinida, Philodinidae. The record is from the annotation of a GenBank genome assembly.
AUGAUUGAUACUGCACGACUACUUCUCACAUGCUUUGCAGCAAUCAAUUCUAUUAGAACAAUUACGUUUGUGCCAAUGCAAGAUUUGCCGACGGUCGAUGUUGUGAUUGAUACUAAUAAAGGCUUUGCUCUUCAACUCAUCGGUAUAUAUUCACCAAAACUCGUAGAAGGGAUUAUCCACACAUUCGUACCCCUUGACGAUUUCUGCGUUGCAUCACCAAAAACAGAUGUUUGCUUGUAUGCCUCGCUAUCAACGAGAACAAAUGUGUUGGAGCUCGGUACUAUGAUGGCAUCUCGUACGCUUCACACGCUAUCCACGUACGACAGUGAUAGCGUAUCGAGAAUGAUUGGCAAAGACAUAAGUCGCCGUCUUGCACAUUAUUCUGAUCGAAUUCUUAAGGAGAAUAAAUCCAUCGUUCAUGUUCUCCAUAAUCAGUUUCAUUCUCAAAUGGAUGACGAAAAAUCUUUAAUAACACCCUCGCCCAUGAAUAUUAUCGGUGAUCAACAAGAAAUUCCACGUUUUUCACAAACAACAGCAUCCAAGAUCCUCAAACAGAUAAGUAGCAAUAAAAUAGGCUUUGAAUAUUUGUCUCCCAAUGAGUUAAAAUUUUUUUUAGAAACAAUUUUUUCAAGUGUUGAUAUUUCUUACACAAUAUUCGACGUUCAAGAAUUAUUAGCC